CUAAUUGUGAUAUUUUAUACCACCACCAAAAAUCGAGACGAAAUCAAACUCGAACUCUACCAUUGAUCCGACUGGCCACCCCUUUAAUUAGUGAACCAUGUAUUAAGUGAAUCUGUUGUCAAAAAAACUGCCCAGCAAGCGGAAUUACACGAGUAGAGUCACGUAAUCAAAUUCUAUUUCUAGCACCAGUUACCAGUCUUUUUCAAUACAAUCUGCUACUUCUUGUUGUUGUUGUUGCUGUUGUUGUUGUAAUGCUUAACUGUGAUGCGUGCGGUUGUAACAGCGUCAGCAGUGAAUUGGGCAAAAGUAAUUGAGCCCCAAAAGCUAGAAACUCGGAUGCUUUUACAUGGAGAAAUUAUGGCCAGGAGAAAGCUGUUGUUGCUCCUAAAACCCUUUGAUGUUCACCCACUUCGCCAUUCUGAUUCUUUUUCUGGAAUUUCCAACUCUAAUAUCAAGAUACUACGCCAUUUAGACAAUAGAAUACAGGUUCACAAAGAUGCUAUAAGCUUUUGUCAGGAAGUCCUGCAACGGAAGUCGGUUGAGUGGGAAACUAUGGUUCAUAAUGAUUUAUCUCGUCCGAUCCGAGAUGUAGAUCUGGUCGUAACUGUUGGAGGUGAUGGCACUCUCUUGAAAGCUAGUCACUUUAUGGAUGACAGCAUUCCACUUGUAGGAGUAAAUUCGGAUCCCACACAGGUUGACGAGGUGGAACAGUUUAGAGAUGAGUUUGAUGCUACUAGAAGUGCAGGCUAUCUUUGUGCAGCUUCUGUUCAAAACUUUGAACAGGUAUUGGAUGAAAUUCUCAAUAAACGUGCUAGACCAUCUCAAAUAUCAAGAAUAUCCAUACGUGUUAACUCGCACUUAUUGCAUUCACAUGCUCUAAAUGAUCUUUUGAUUGCGCAUUCGUGUCCUGCAACAUUGUCUCGGUUUUCAUUCAGGCUCAAAGGCAAUGGUGAGUCAUGUGGCUCAUUAGUAAAUUGUCGAUCAAGUGGUUUAAGAGUUUCAACAGCGGCUGGAUCAACUGCUGCUAUGCUCUCUGCUGGUGGUUUUGUGAUGCCGAUAUUAUCAAAAGACCUCCAAUACAUGGUGAGAGAACCCAUACUACCAAGGGGUGCAAGCUCUGGUGUAAUGCAUGGAUGUGUAAAAUCUGAUCAGACCAUGGAAAUUGCGUGGUCCACAGAAGAUAGUUUUGCAUACAUUGAUGGUAGCCAUGCUGCUCACCCUAUUAGAACAGGGGAUAUCAUCGAGUUAUCAUCAAAGGCUCCUGUUCUGAACAUUUUCUUGCCACCCCACUUUUUAUCUGCUAAUGAGCCUGCUGCAAAAUUGUGAAAUUUUCGGCUUAUUUCAUGUUUGGAGAUUAAAGAAACCGAAGGAUUUUUUUUAUUUCCUUUUUCUGAGGUGAACUUUGUGCUGUUGUACAUAACAAAUAGUUUACUUUCACAGUAAGAUGAAACCUAGGAGAAUUUAACUCUUUGCUUGACAGGUUUGAGUUAUUGGGGUUUUUUUUGAACUCUUUGCUUGGAGGAUGAAAUCUAGGAGAAUUUAAGAUCAUCUCAUGUGAGAAUAAACCUUAUGGGAUUGUGGGAUUAGGGGUAAAGUUUCUAAUCCCCUUCUUUUUUAUUUAUGGGGGAAAAAAAGUUAUUGGUACCUUGUAAUAAAUUAGUGUGAGACUAGAAAUGUAUCAAAUAACGCAUGUCUAUUAUUGUUUGUA
Messenger RNA from Beta vulgaris subsp. vulgaris (sugar beet), 1708 nucleotides. Its product is annotated as NADH kinase. Gene Ontology annotation, molecular function: NAD+ kinase activity. The transcript has 5 exons. Gene Ontology annotation, biological process: NADP+ biosynthetic process; NAD+ metabolic process. The record is from RefSeq and is a predicted model, not a curated record. Lineage: Eukaryota; Viridiplantae; Streptophyta; Magnoliopsida; Caryophyllales; Amaranthaceae. The coding region runs from base 265 to 1326 and encodes 353 amino acids.